AUGUACGGAGACCUGGGCAACAAGCUGGUCCAACAUGCCAAGCGAACCCAGAACCUAACACAUCUUCCCCCAUACCAAGCCGAGAUCGUUCGGGCCGUAACACGAGAAGUGAGGGAUCUCGACAAGGAUGUGGCCGAACUACUAGAGCCGUUCCAAGGCUCAUUCGAUCCCAGCGCUGAUCAGGCCGUCGCCUGCACGUUGCUCGUGAACCACCUCUCGAUGCGAAGGAAUAAGCGAUGUCUACUUGCAUAUCAUCGGACACGGACAGAUAAGCUGGAAGAGCUGGUGUGGAAUGGAGCAGACGUUGUUGACCUCUCUGGCCAACAAGUGCGAGACGGCGCUAGCCACUCUACAUCAGGAGGUCCUGGGCCCAGCGAUGCCCCGACCAGCAGUCUGAGUCCGCAAGAGGAGGACUAUGUCAGACAGUAUAGCGAUCUACUGGCAGCAUACAAGGGCCAAUGGACGGAUAUCGAUCUCACAGGUAGCCUAGAGCCACCACGGGAUCUGUUCAUCGACGUUCGGGUACUCAAAGAUGCUGGCGAAAUCCAGACGGAGUAUGGCGCGAUUACAUUGACCAAGAACAGUCAAUUCUACGUACGUCAGGGAGACGUCGAACGGCUGAUCGCGCAGGGAUAUCUGCAUAAGCUGGGUUGA
Molecule: messenger RNA, 654 nt
Organism: Fusarium falciforme
Lineage: Eukaryota; Fungi; Ascomycota; Sordariomycetes; Hypocreales; Nectriaceae
Product: DNA replication complex GINS protein PSF1
Exons: 3
Coding region: 1-654 (217 amino acids)
Biological process (GO): DNA replication; DNA strand elongation involved in mitotic DNA replication
Cellular component (GO): GINS complex
Source: RefSeq, a predicted model, not a curated record